Messenger RNA from Pisolithus orientalis, 1622 nucleotides. RefSeq lists its product as uncharacterized. Lineage: Eukaryota; Fungi; Basidiomycota; Agaricomycetes; Boletales; Pisolithaceae. The transcript is spliced from 6 exons. The record is from RefSeq and is a predicted model, not a curated record. Bases 259 to 1212 code for a protein of 317 amino acids.
CGCCCGAUGACAAUCUUUCAUCAGGGAGCUACGACUAAUGCGUACGGUAUAGAGCGGCAUUAAUGUUUCAGAUACGCACGGUGAUUCAACGGAGCGGCUCUUACUACAAAGAAAAGCCUAUCAGGGAUAAGAGUGACCUUCCCCCUCCCUGCCUCUCCCAAGUCAACAUGCCGUCCUCUGGGCCAACGAUUGCACAAGCCGAAGGUAGCAACCUUGGGAACUAUAUCGGACACCACUGACGAAUCUAAAGUUGUCGGUAUGGUCUUGCCCAUUACUGCGACGGUGGUCACUUCAUUCCGUCUGUUCGUGCGGACGCAACAACGCCGUCUCUGGCUGGACGAUGCAUGGGCAGCGCUUGCCAUGCUAUUCGAUAUCGGUUCUUUGGUAGUAUUCUGGUUAUAUCUGCAUGACUAUGCUCGAUAUCCCCAAAGUUCAAGGGUGGCAUUAUAUUAUAUAAACACCCAAUUCUUCUAUGCACUCGUUUGGUUGUCCAGGAUCUCGAUAUUAUUCACGGUCAUACGACUGACUUUCCCUGGCCCGCUAAGGAGAUGGCUAAUAUGCACCGCCAUCGCAUUUAUGGUUACAUGGAUGGUCCUUGGCGCGCAAAUCUUUUGGACCUGUGAAGCAGAACCUAGUUGGAAAUCACAGUCACGCCCUCAGUGCGAUCUAGGUCGAAACGUUGCCAUUACGUUGAUAAUCACUGAUGUGAUCGGUGACUCGAUCUUAAUACUAGCACCGUUCCGUCUGAUUUACAAAAUUAAACUCACUGCGGCUCAAAAGAUCCGACUUCUGUCUAUUUUUUCGACGUCUGCUAUUACCACUGCCGUCAGCCUCAUCCACACAUACUACGUGUACUCCGAUGGUGGGCUGAAAGAAGCCAUAACUGCUAUAAUUGAGUCAUCAACUAGCUUGAUUGUGGCAAACUUGAGCGUGGUUGUCGCCUUCCUCUUCCGCAUCAGUACUGAAGAUUCCUCAACCCCUGCUCCGCUGGAGUUCAAGUCCAUAAUUACCUUCGGCUCACAGCCAAUUCGGACAAGAGAACAGCACGAUCCUCCUUCACCUUCAACGGUGGUAGUUGGCAUUGAGACCUCGACAAUAAGACUGGUUGAUUUCAGCAUAUCUUCCAUACAAGCGGCUAGAGGAGACGGCAGUGAUGCCGAAGCUGCAUCCAUUGAAACGCUUGAUAAACCAGGUCUGUUCUAUGAGGCUUGAUGUGUUUGAUAUACUGUCAUCUGCGUCCUUCCUAUGGUACUUGUCACCUCUUUUUUGUUACUGGUUGAAAGAUAUUAUGUGACCAGGUCGUGGGCUUUGAUAUCAUGCAGUGAUAUCGCCUUCGCCGGGACGCCAACGAACUUCAUGUACAUCCGGGCAAGCGUGCUGGCCCUGCCGAGCAUAUCCCAGGCAAAAACAAUUUCUGCGGCGUCAGAGACUCGGAGAUGAGUAGAGCAGGAAUGAUCUAGCCGAGCCAAUGUGGAUUAUGUCACUGUAGAUGUUACAGUUGGGCAGUUUCAUCGAUGUUGCCCGCAGUGCAAAAAGAAUACGUUAAUGGGGCCCAAUCGCGUGAAUCAUCUCUCCUCAGGCGACUUUUCACCUCGAUUGAUACGCCAUGAACUAACACAUCG